AUGCAAUUUCUCACCGUCGUCAGCCUUCUCCUUGUCGCCGUUACCCAGGUCGCGGCGGCCCCUCCUCCCGCUCUGGAGGGUCGAGACUAUGCGCUUUGCUGCUACAUACAAUCACGAAGUAUUCUUGCCAUGUGGGUUCAAAAUCGGCGUUGCCUUCCGAAUAGACGUCAACGUAUGCAAUGUCAUGGAUCUCAUGUCGAUGGGUCUACGCCUCUUAUUGAGACAUUAUGGGGGCAUUUGAGACUAGCCAGUGAUGCCAGUGAUAGGCGUCAAGCUGAAGACCAACACUCUUGCGAUUCAGAGCUAUGGGAAUGA
Messenger RNA from Colletotrichum lupini, 315 nucleotides. RefSeq lists its product as uncharacterized. The coding region runs from base 1 to 315 and encodes 104 amino acids. The record is from RefSeq and is a predicted model, not a curated record. The transcript is spliced from 2 exons. NCBI's taxonomy places the organism in Eukaryota, Fungi, Ascomycota, Sordariomycetes, Glomerellales, Glomerellaceae.